CAAAAUGACGGAUCGGCGAUGGUUCCCUCGGAGAUACGACUGUACCCACGGGCCAGUCUCAGCAUCGACGGCUAUUGAAUAGCCCUUUGUGCUUCGGACGGCAAAGCUACCACAAUGCAAGCAAGAUGGUAUUUAGGAUGAGACAAUGAAUUUAUCAUCUCUACUCCAAAGCGCUUUGUUCCCAGCUCUGCUACUCUUGCAGGUUGCGAACGGCGACAAUGAUACCAACACUAUUCAGCGAGACAAUACUCCGCGAAACAGUAACGCAACCUUGAAUGGACGACGCAUUUGCCCAAUGACUCCUCCCAUUAACGUCAAUUUUACGCUAUCUGAAAAGAACAUGACGGAUAUCUAUGAGGCAUCGAAGCUCUGUAAAUUGAUAUACCCCGAUUUCUCUGGUUACAUCCAAGGGCAAGUUGAGGAACAACGAAAGAACUACGAGAUAUUUGACGCAUGGGGCGACUUGAAUGAUCAAGCUGCAGUGGCCAAGACAGCAACUGGAGUAUGCCACGCUACUUUUGCUGGUUCCAGUUGUUGGAAUCCCUUGGAUCAAUUUCAGAAUCUGCAUCCGGGGCCCAAACAGAUGACAGACAACUGCUGGAUCCGCAAAGGUUACUUUGAUGCCUACAACACAUCGUACAAAAAUUCGUUUCGGAGAUCUUUGGAUGACUGCAUGUCUUCUUGUGGAACAGAGCCGUGCGAACUUAUCCUAUCAGGAUAUUCCCAAGGCGGUGCCGUGGCGGUGGUGGCAUCCAUGGACCUCAAGCACUACAACCCCUUCGUCAUUACGUUCGGAGCGCCUCAUCCCUUUCUUCUGUUUUUGGGAGGUUGUCAAGACUUCGAUGACUCAAGACACUUUCAGUUUGUCAAUGUAUUUGGAGGUUUGUACGAUCGCGUGGCUCAACAAAUCAAUCCGUACUUUGCCACCCACCUAGGCAAACUACUGUUGUUGGACGGAGAAAGCCACAUGAUUGGCCAUCCGAGGGAGGUACGGAAACGACGGGGGCCGCGAAGCUAUGUACCGCACAUACUUUACUUUGACCGAGUUGCCGAUAUAUACAAUCGUGGAUGCUUCCCUGUUUUGGUGGGAGGUUGGGUGUCUGGUCAUGACUGUAACUAUGACGACGAGUGUGAUUCCGGAAAGUGCGCCCGGAGGGUCUGUCAGCACCAAUGACAGAGUUUGUGGUUGUGACCGUUCCUUAGACGACAACAGUAGGCUUCAUUCGAUUGAUUUCCAGCAUUACGAACGAUGCAAACAGCAAAACAACAAUCCACUCAGACCGAUAAAUGUAUUUGCUUGUGAAGAGCCGGAAUUCGGGAUUGCAACGAAACGUACUGGCAAGGAUACCUACCGUACCGGUAUGAAUGGAAAGGCAUGCUUUGGUUCAGCCAGGCUAUGCAACACACGUGAGUCAAGUCACAGUGUGGGAGCUUCAAACCUCGGAAUAUGUACAAUCAUCAUUUUUUAAAGCUUCGGUUCAGCCAUUUCCACUGGAUUGCAGCCAACUAAACUUUUUAAAACCUUUCCGCCAAACGCACAUCAAAACUCGCGAAGCAUCGCUCGAAGAUCGAUAUCCUCUGGAAGAGUUUUGGUGAAAAAUUCUCUGCAUGCUGGCGUCUCCGUGCGAAAUUCGAUUGGCCGUAUCUUCGCUGCAAGAACAUCACUAUUCACUACUUUGCUUCUGCUUCGAGGGUACUGUAGCGAUACAGUGGGUUCUCAGGCCAGCGUUGUUGUAGAUUGGCAAAAACCAACGAUUGUUCGGGCCGUCCACACCGCAAGGGAUAUUGUAUUGUAGAGGUCUCCUUCCUCCUUCCGAAACGAACUGUUGCUGGGGCGCAUUGACACUGACUAUUUAUUUUCUUCCGAAAUAAAUGUUGGCAUCAUAUUUGGCCUUUUUCAGGACGAGCCACGAGAAUGAUGACAGAGAAACCUGUGACUGUGGCUCCGUUUGCAGCCACCAGCCAAGGAGGCGUCUAUCAAGCUACAUUCAUGCUGGUAGCUAGAGUGGGACAGGGCGGUCUCUUGCUAGCUAGGGCGGCAGAGUUAUCUAUUCUACGGAAGUCGGCGGGGGUCGUUAUCCACAGAAAGACUUUCGCUCGACACGGUAUACAGUCGUACCGUAGUUCAUCUACAGUGACAAAA
This is a messenger RNA of Seminavis robusta, 2143 nucleotides long. The record is from the annotation of a GenBank genome assembly. Lineage: Eukaryota; Bacillariophyta; Bacillariophyceae; Naviculales; Naviculaceae.